GAAGAGUAUCGGAAACGGGGUUUCCUGGAGGUGGUGACCCCCAAUAUCUUUAGCCAGAGGCUGUGGGAGCAGUCGGGACAUUGGGACCAUUACAGAGACAACAUCUUCUCCUUUCAGCUGGAGAAUGAGACCUACUCCCUAAAACCAAUGAACUGUCCCGGGCAUUGCCUGAUGUACAGCCAUCGGCCGCGCUCCUGGCGAGAGCUCCCGCUGCGGCUGGCCGACUUUGGUGUGCUGCACAGGAACGAGUUCUCCGGUGCCCUGUCAGGCCUGGUGCGAGUGCGACGCUUCCAGCAGGAUGAUGCCCACAUCUUCUGUACCCCCGAGCAGAUUGGGGAAGAAAUCGAAAGCUGCCUGGACUUCCUCAAGGCCGUGUACCAGGUGCUUGGCUUCAGCUUCCGGCUGUACCUCUCCACGCGGCCGGAGAAUUUCAUGGGAGACGUUGCAAUCUGGGACCUGGCGGAAAAGCAACUAGCCAACAGCCUGGAGGCGUUUGGCCAGCCCUGGGAGCUGAACCCUGGAGAUGGUGCUUUCUACGGCCCCAAGAUUGACAUCCAGAUCAAAGACGCCAUCGGCCGGGAUCAUCAGUGUGGGACAAUCCAGUUGGACUUCCAACUACCCAGCCGUUUUGGCCUGAGCUACGUCGG
This is a messenger RNA of Rhincodon typus (whale shark), 647 nucleotides long. RefSeq names its product threonine--tRNA ligase 1, cytoplasmic-like. Gene Ontology annotation, cellular component: cytoplasm. Lineage: Eukaryota; Metazoa; Chordata; Chondrichthyes; Orectolobiformes; Rhincodontidae. The transcript is spliced from 5 exons. Gene Ontology annotation, molecular function: ATP binding; threonine-tRNA ligase activity. The record is from RefSeq and is a predicted model, not a curated record. The annotation marks the transcript as partial. Gene Ontology annotation, biological process: threonyl-tRNA aminoacylation.